Molecule: messenger RNA, 1113 nt
Organism: Symbiodinium sp. CCMP2456
Lineage: Eukaryota; Dinophyceae; Suessiales; Symbiodiniaceae
Source: the annotation of a GenBank genome assembly
AUGAAAGACUUUUUUCUUGUGCGCCUGAAGCUUCCAUGUGCAGUCUCAAAGUACGAGCUGUCCUUCCACAUGACCACGGUACCAGGAGCGAAAGAUUUGGCGGAGCACCCCUUCAAGUACACCAUCAAAACGUCGGAGUCGGCACCGUGUCCUCUCAGCUCGUUGGAGCAUGCUGCAUACUUCCGCUUUGGGCUCAGCCCCAUGCCAGCCGUGGCUCAACCCUUUGGCAUCACCAUCUGCUCGCCCAUCGACUAUGCCAUACCGCCUGUCAGUGUGUAUUUCCUGGUCCAUCUGCAUCCGGAUUGCGUGCACUCCGAGGCUGUGCGGGAGCCCACUGGCGAGACACCCUCCUCGCUGUUGUUUCGGCGCCUGCGGGCUGACGACGAAGCCGCUGAUCAGGAGGCACUGCUGAAUGAGACCAUUCAAAACUCAGAUCCCUUCUUUGCGAACGGCAUGCUGGAUCGGUCCGCGUGCUUGACGCAGAUGGUGCAAAGGAGAAACUUCCAGGAUACACAGCGCAUGCUACUGCACAGACCAUCGGCCGUCACUAUGGACCCGACGGUCAACGUGCUGCGGAGGCUGCACCACGGCUUGGAAUGGCAUCUCGGUGAGAGAACACAGGAUGUUCCUGGUGCCAUGCGGUUCGAUGUCGUCGUCAGCGAGGGCAAGACCCUGCAGCAGCGGUUUGCUUACUCCCUUCAGCCAAACCUCGGCUUCCCGGAGUUCUUCGACGGCGUAUUACAUCUCAACGAGAACGACGCCGGCUCUCGCAUUGAGCUUUUCUUCAGCCUGACAGUGGAAGAGGAAGCGGACAAGGCACCCAUGAAGAUUGGCGAGUGGAAGGCCUGGGGGAGUGGACCAAGGCCAGAUAGGAAGUUUCUUGGGGGCGAGGGGCAGCCCGUUCUGGCCAAGAUGUCGGGUCGCAACACCCGUAUGGCGCAAUGGCUCGACUAUAGGGUUCGUGUCACCAUCUCCGACGCCCGCAUGCUGGUUGGCACCUUUAUGGCUUUUGACAAGUACAUGAACGUGGUCCUUGCAGAUUGCGAAGAAUUUCGGAAGAUCAAGCCUGCUCAAGGCCCCAAAGCGGAUCCGGUCUUCUGUGCCCAUGGCUAA